Tripterygium wilfordii is the source of this 1148-nucleotide messenger RNA. RefSeq names its product reticulon-like protein B11. The coding region runs from base 101 to 724 and encodes 207 amino acids. The transcript has 6 exons. NCBI's taxonomy places the organism in Eukaryota, Viridiplantae, Streptophyta, Magnoliopsida, Celastrales, Celastraceae. The record is from RefSeq and is a predicted model, not a curated record.
UUCUUGAUCAGUGAUCACUACCGUUUGUAUUCUGUCCGCCUUCUUUCUUUCUCUCUCUCGAUCAUCGAAUCUUUGUUGUAGAAAGCCCUAAUUGAUCGCAAUGGGAGAAUCAAAUACUAAUUGUCGAAUUUCUGUCCAUCAAGCUCUCGGUGGUGGUUCAGUUGCUGAUGUGCUGUUGUGGAAGAGAUGGGGUGGAGCGUUGUUGACUCUUGGCUCUGCAACAACUCUUUGGUUCCUCUUCGAGCGAGCCGGUUACAAUCUAUUGUCUUUUGUGGCCAAUGUUCUGUUACUGCUUGUUGUAAUACUCUUCGUCUGGGCUAAAUCUGCUACAUUACUCAACAGACCCUUGCCGCCCAUACCUAAUCUGGAGAUUUCUGAGGAUACUGUCGCCAAGGCUUCUGGUGUGACUCGAGUAUAUAUCAAUUAUGCAUUGUCAAUCGCACAUGAUAUUGCAAUCGAAAGAAAUUUCAAACUUUUCCUCCAGGUUGCCAUAUGCCUAUGGUUGGGAUCUUAUAUUGGUGGUCUAUGCAACUUCCUCACUCUGGUCUAUGUUGGGGUUCUUCUUUCCUUUUCACUACCGAUGUUGUAUGACAAGUACCAGGACUGGAUUGAUGAAAGGCUUUGCAUCGUACGGAGAUUCAUUCAAACACAGUACAUGAAAAUUGAUGAUACAAUACUAAAGAAGUUUCCAAUGCCAUUAAACAAGGAAAAAAAGACUCAGUAGGAUUCCAGGUGUUGAGCGGUGUGGAGAUUUUUGUUUCCUGCCUUGGAAGUCUCAGGUUUCUAUUGACCCCAAUAGCUUCUAGCCUUCUACACGUUUGACUGACAGUAUCUAGUUUCAUUAUUUUCAUUUCCUAUUUUCUCCACGAGGCAUCCAAAAUAUAAGUUGAUUAGCAUUGGAGGUUAUACUUGAAAAUUUUGCUUACUGAUGAAGUCCUUUGUUGUUGGAGGGAAGAUAAGCGUGAAUGAAAUCCAUUUUACAGAUGCUUUGGCGUGCACGUUCUUUGUAGUUGGCUUUCUGUCAUCAGAACUACUUUGUUAUGAGGUUUCUUGUUAUGUACAUUGCAUGUGUGAUGGAUAUCCCGGAGUAACAUGUUUCUUUGGGUUUUUUUUUUUCAAUGAGAACCAAAAAAUGCUGUGUUAGAUCA